AUGGACUCAAGCUCCUCCCUCCCCUCUUCGCCGCUAUCUAGCAUAGGCUCUAGAUCCCCUUCGCCACCUGCCAAUUAUCCAUCUCCGCCCUCGAGCCAUGAUUCUGAUGUGAGACCGUUGUCGCAGGCCCACAACGGCGCGGCAGAUGGUGAUGCGCCUCCACCUGCAAAGAAGCGGAAGAUUUCGCCGCCAAAGGAGCUAAAGACAGAGUAUCUCGACCUUCGUGCUCUGAAUGCGAGCUUGGAUAAGGAUCAUCAUAAGGCCCAGGAUGCGAAGCUCAAGAAGUUGACCGACGUCUUGCGCACCAAGCGCAAGAUAGUUGUAAUUGCCGGGGCGGGCAUCUCUGUGUCUGCAGGCAUUCCCGAUUUCCGCUCUUCAACCGGUCUUUUCUCGACGUUGCGCAGUCAACACAAACUGAAGUCCUCUGGGAAGCACCUCUUCGAUGCGUCUGUGUAUGGGGAUGAUUCUUCGACGAGCUCAUUCCAUGACAUGGUUCGAGAGCUUUCCCUCUUGACCCAGACAGCAGAGCCUACUCCGUUCCACCACAUGCUUGCGACGCUCGCUGAGGAAGGUCGCUUGAUGCGAUUGUACACCCAGAACGUCGAUGGCAUUGAGACAUCGUUGACUCCCCUGGCGACUCACGUUCCGCUCAACUCUAAGGGCCCUUGGCCAAAGACCAUCCAGCUACACGGUGGAUUGGAAAAGAUGACGUGUAGCAAAUGCCACAAAUUGUCAGAAUUCGACGGGUCGCUCUUCCAAGGGCCAGAACCUCCAAGCUGCACGGAGUGCGAGUCUACAGAUAGCGUCAGGGUCGCGGCCGGUUUACGAAGCCACGGAAUUGGUCGUCUUCGCCCGAGAUUACUUUUAUACAAUGAAUACAACCCCGACGAGGAGGCCAUUGGAGCGGCUAGUCAUGCGGAUCUUAAGAGCAGACCUGAUGCUGUCAUUGUUGUCGGCACAAGUCUGAAGGUCCCAGGUGUUCGUCGGUUGGCACGUGAGAUGUGUGCUGUCACGCGAGGCCGUCGGGGUGGAUUUGCCGCUUGGAUUAAUAUCGACCCAGAACCACUUGGCGUGGACUUCAAAAAUGGUUGGGAUAUGGUAGUUCGCGGGGAAUGUGAUGACGUCGCUCGAUGUGUUGGUCUCCCGCGAUGGGAUGACAGGGACAUUGGAGAAUAUCGCUUCAUUGAGGAUGAAAUGAAGGGAACGAACCCUUUGGUCGGAGUAGUGGUGCCUUCAACGCCAACCACAGCUAUCAAGACCCAGGGCAUUUUGACGCCGAGCGACACCCCUCGACAACAGAGCCCGUCUGUUUUAGCAAACAAGUCAAAGAUGAAGCAACCGCAGCUCCCAUUUGGAUCUUCACAGCCUUUGCAACUAAAGAAAAACGGACAGCCGAAGAAGAAACCAGGGAGGAAACCCCUUCCUUCUUCGAAACCUACGAACACCAUCACACACACUUUCACCGCGACAAAGACAUCAAAAGCAGCUGCAACCAAGGACAAAAAGCCAGCGGUGUUGGAUCUGUUCCCGGGCCUGGCCGUAGCACCAACUCCUCCCAUGCGGGAAGUCUCACCCCUCGACGUCCGUACCAACGGCGAUACAAAGUCUCGAUACAUUUCUGUAGAGAUCCCAGCAUACAAUCACGAAGCCACAAUAUCUCCCAAAGGAAGUGUUCCCUCCGGCAUGGAAUUAUUCUUUAGCUAA
This is a messenger RNA of Venustampulla echinocandica, 1704 nucleotides long. RefSeq names its product DHS-like NAD protein. NCBI's taxonomy places the organism in Eukaryota, Fungi, Ascomycota, Leotiomycetes, Helotiales, Pleuroascaceae. The coding region runs from base 1 to 1704 and encodes 567 amino acids. The transcript is spliced from 2 exons. Gene Ontology annotation, biological process: regulation of DNA repair; negative regulation of transcription by RNA polymerase II; replication-born double-strand break repair via sister chromatid exchange. Gene Ontology annotation, molecular function: NAD+ binding; histone deacetylase activity, NAD-dependent. Gene Ontology annotation, cellular component: mating-type region heterochromatin. The record is from RefSeq and is a predicted model, not a curated record.